Hordeum vulgare subsp. vulgare (domesticated barley) is the source of this 978-nucleotide messenger RNA. RefSeq lists its product as uncharacterized. Lineage: Eukaryota; Viridiplantae; Streptophyta; Magnoliopsida; Poales; Poaceae. Gene Ontology annotation, molecular function: protein binding. Bases 1 to 978 code for a protein of 325 amino acids. Gene Ontology annotation, biological process: protein ubiquitination; positive regulation of protein catabolic process. The record is from RefSeq and is a predicted model, not a curated record. The transcript is spliced from 4 exons.
AUGGUAAAAAGGCAUAUUGAGAUCGCCAAGACCAUAGCAAACGACAUAAUCAUCCCAGACCCUGCUCCCCAGUGGACGGGUGAUACCUUCUUGGACAAAUAUGUUGAAUUGGAGCCCAUCCUUGAAAAGGAUAGUGUCCAGUGCUUCCUGAGAUUAUUCGGGAACUGUGCAGGCCGGGGCAUGUCAUCAGGUUAUACCAUCACCGCACAAACCUUAACCUUCAUUGUCAGUUUCAAUGCCCUGCGAUGUGCAAAAGCCGUAUUGGAGGGCAUGGCACCUGAGCUCUAUGGAAUGCACGCCAAUCCCAACUGCAUAAACAAAUAUGGUUACUUCCCGCUCCACGAAGCUGCUGAAAGGUUCUCUCUUGACAUGAUCAAGCUGCUUUUACGCCAUGGUGCAUCACGCAAUGUGCGCACAGUUGGCAGUCGUGUCAUUGAGAAUCUACUCCCGCUCCAUGUUGCAGUUGAGAAUACUUGCCUGCAUAAGUAUCUGGAGGACAAUCUGGAGGACAAUCUUUCUCGCAGACAUAAUCAUCUAGAUUAUAUCUACAAGCUUAUUCAUCUGCUGUGUCUACCUGAAAUGAAGAUAUUCUUGGACACAACUAGACUUCUUGAAAAAGGAACAAAUAAUCUACUUCAAGAGCCCUGGAAUUACAUUGAGGAUGGAAAAAUUAUCCAGUCUGCUGUUCUACUACUGACUGCUCAAGAGCAGAUCCGUGGGGGCAGUUCUUCCAAGAUAAAUGGCAGUAGUAAGAAAAAUGGGUUUGACCUUAUCAGUAAUUGUAUAAUGAGGCUUUCAUUUUCCUUGAGAUGGGAGAAAGGUUCACAUGGAAUGGCACCAGAGCUUCUGGAGAAAAGGAAGACACUUGCUGAUUGCGCAUGGCUGCUUGUUGAUGUAAUUUCCUAUGCCGGUGAAAAUCUUUCUCCAUACAUUCAAGCACAUUCCGAGUUAUGUUGUUUACAAAACUACAUGUCCUAG